AUGAAAGUAAAGAUUAAAAGUAAUUGGACAGCUGUAGCCAGUUGGAGAUGGAUAGCUAAUGAUGAGAAUUGUGGAAUCUGUCGAAUGCCUUUUGAUGGAUGUUGUCCAGAUUGUAAACUACCAGGAGAUGAUUGUCCUCUAGUUUGGGGUCAGUGUUCCCAUUGUUUUCAUAUUCACUGUAUAGUGAAAUGGCUGAAUUCCCAGCAAGUUCAUCAACUAUGUCCUAUGUGUCGACAAGAAUGGAAAUUUAAAGAAUGA
Lottia gigantea (owl limpet) is the source of this 258-nucleotide messenger RNA. RefSeq lists its product as hypothetical. Lineage: Eukaryota; Metazoa; Mollusca; Gastropoda; Lottiidae. Gene Ontology annotation, biological process: anaphase-promoting complex-dependent catabolic process; positive regulation of mitotic metaphase/anaphase transition; protein ubiquitination. Bases 1 to 258 code for a protein of 85 amino acids. Gene Ontology annotation, cellular component: nucleus; anaphase-promoting complex. The record is from RefSeq and is a predicted model, not a curated record. The transcript is spliced from 3 exons. Gene Ontology annotation, molecular function: zinc ion binding; ubiquitin protein ligase activity; cullin family protein binding.